This is a messenger RNA of Kogia breviceps (pygmy sperm whale), 6058 nucleotides long. Lineage: Eukaryota; Metazoa; Chordata; Mammalia; Artiodactyla; Physeteridae. The record is from RefSeq and is a predicted model, not a curated record.
GGGAAGAGGCGUGACCAGGGUUCGGCGAGGUGUACUGUUUCCUACAGUAUCUUUCUGUGGCCUUCCAGCUGCUAUUGAAGAGAGAAGACCCAGGUUGAAGCUAACAGUUGGAGUCUCUUUGACGAACACCUCGGUUCUGUCCCGGGGAUUAAAGGGCAAACCGAAGCCUGAAUGGGCGCGGUCAUUUCCUGCAGUUCGCGUGAGGACAGCAGCCGUGGCAGGUGUGGGCCCCGUGACCGAAGGAACCAAGAUGCGGAACCUGGUCCCCCGAGGUAAAAAGAUUGCCAUAUCAACUCACUGAAGCAAUAGCGUCACUGACUUGUCUUUUAAACUGCAUCAACUAUGAAGCAAUAAUAUCUGAGAACAAAUGAACAUUUGCCAACUAACUCAUCACAAUUUCAAGUGAUUGUAUAAGCAGAAACAAGCUGCAACAGACCUAUGUGUCAACUCUUACAGAAAGAAUGCUUUUUUCAGAUGCUGUUUAUUUAGAAACAGUUUUAGUAUAUCACAUUUAAGUUAUAUUUAUAUCAAAUGAAAUAAAAAUGAGUGAAGCCCCCAGAUUCUUUGUUGGACCUGAGGAUACAGAAAUAAACCCUGGAAAUUAUCGACACUUCUUCCACCAUGCAGAUGAAGAUGAUGAGGAGGAGGAUGAAUCUCCACCGGAAAGGCAGAUUGUGGUUGGAAUAUGUUCCAUGGCAAAGAAAUCUAAAUCCAAACCAAUGAAGGAAAUUCUUGAACGGAUCUCCUUAUUUAAAUAUAUCACAGUAGUAGUAUUUGAAGAAGAUGUUAUUUUGAAUGAACCAGUGGAAAACUGGCCUUUGUGUGAUUGUCUUAUUUCUUUUCAUUCUAAAGGAUUUCCACUGGACAAAGCAGUUGCCUAUGCAAAACUCAGGAAUCCAUUUGUAAUCAAUGACUUGAAUAUGCAGUAUCUCAUACAAGAUAGGAGAGAAGUAUAUAGUAUUCUUCAAGCUGAAGGUAUUUUACUUCCUCGUUAUGCAAUUUUGAAUCGUGACCCAAAUAAUCCCAAAGAAUGUAAUCUGAUUGAAGGGGAAGAUCAUGUAGAAGUAAAUGGGGAAGUUUUCCAAAAGCCGUUUGUAGAAAAGCCAGUCAGUGCAGAAGACCACAAUGUUUACAUUUAUUAUCCAACAUCUGCUGGUGGUGGAAGUCAAAGACUCUUUCGAAAGAUUGGCAGUAGAAGUAGUGUUUAUUCCCCAGAAAGCAAUGUACGAAAAACAGGCUCAUAUAUAUAUGAAGAGUUUAUGCCCACAGAUGGUACUGAUGUUAAGGUUUAUACAGUAGGUCCAGAUUAUGCCCAUGCUGAAGCUCGAAAAUCUCCUGCACUUGAUGGCAAGGUGGAACGAGAUAGUGAAGGAAAAGAAGUAAGAUACCCUGUUAUUCUCAAUGCACGAGAGAAAUUAAUUGCUUGGAAAGUCUGCCUUGCAUUUAAGCAAACAGUUUGUGGCUUUGAUUUGUUACGGGCCAAUGGACAGUCCUAUGUCUGUGAUGUCAAUGGCUUCAGUUUUGUGAAAAAUUCCAUGAAAUACUAUGAUGAUUGUGCAAAAAUACUUGGGAAUAUUGUAAUGCGAGAGCUUGCUCCACAGUUUCACAUCCCCUGGUCGAUACCCUUAGAAGCUGAAGAUAUCCCGAUUGUACCAACUACAUCUGGAACUAUGAUGGAACUUAGAUGUGUCAUAGCUGUCAUACGUCAUGGGGACCGAACACCAAAACAAAAAAUGAAAAUGGAAGUGAGGCAUCAAAAAUUCUUUGAUCUUUUUGAAAAGUGUGAUGGAUAUAAAUCUGGGAAAUUAAAGCUCAAAAAACCAAAACAAUUACAGGCAAUGCUGGAUAUUGCACGACAACUUCUUAUAGAGUUGGGACAAAAUAAUGAUUCUGAAAUUGAAGAAAACAAGUCAAAACUUGAACAACUUAAGACCGUGUUAGAGAUGUAUGGCCAUUUUUCUGGAAUAAAUCGUAAGGUCCAAUUAACCUAUCUCCCUCAUGGUUGUCCUAAGACAUCUAGUGAGGAAGAAGACAGCCGAAGAGAAGAGCCAUCCUUACUUCUGGUUCUAAAAUGGGGAGGAGAACUAACCCCUGCAGGCAGGGUCCAGGCUGAAGAACUUGGAAGAGCUUUCAGGUGUAUGUAUCCUGGAGGUCAAGGAGAUUAUGCAGGAUUUCCUGGUUGUGGUUUACUUAGAUUACAUAGUACUUACCGACAUGACCUUAAAAUAUACGCCUCUGAUGAAGGACGAGUCCAGAUGACUGCAGCUGCUUUUGCAAAGGGGCUGUUAGCUCUAGAAGGAGAACUUACACCCAUUCUUGUUCAGAUGGUGAAAAGUGCAAACAUGAAUGGCCUUUUGGAUAGUGAUAGUGACUCUUUGAGCAAUUGUCAGCAACGUGUGAAAGCAAGACUUCAUGAAAUACUUCAGAAAGACAGAGAUUUUACUGCUGAAGAUUAUGAAAAGCUUACUCCGUCUGGAAGCAUUUCUCUUAUCAAAUCAAUGCAUUUAAUUAAAAAUCCUGUGAAGACCUGUGACAAAGUGUAUUUCUUGAUACAAAGUUUGACUUCUCAAAUCAGACAUCGAAUGGAAGAUCCCAAAUCAUCAGAUAUUCAGCUUUAUCAUAGUGAGACCUUAGAGCUCAUGCUACGUAGAUGGUCCAAGUUGGAGAAAGACUUUAAAACAAAGAAUGGAAGAUAUGAUAUUAGUAAAAUCCCUGACAUAUAUGACUGUAUAAAAUAUGAUGUCCAGCAUAAUGGUUCCUUGAAAUUAGAAAACACAAUGGAAUUAUAUAGGCUUUCAAAGGCAUUAGCAGAUAUUGUUAUCCCUCAGGAAUAUGGUAUAUCUAAAGCUGAAAAACUGGAGAUUGCCAAAGGCUACUGUACUCCUCUAGUUAGAAAAAUUCGCUCAGAUCUUCAAAGGACACAAGAUGAUGACACUGUAAAUAAACUCCAUCCUGUGUAUUCCAGAGGUGUUCUGUCACCUGAACGUCAUGUCCGUACCAGAUUAUAUUUCACCAGUGAAAGUCAUGUACAUUCUUUACUGUCUAUUCUUCGCUAUGGUGCCUUAUGUGAUGAGUCAAAGGAUGAACAGUGGAAACGAGCUAUGGAUUAUUUAAAUGUUGUCAAUGAACUCAACUACAUGACUCAGAUUGUUAUCAUGCUUUAUGAGGAUCCUAACAAGGAUCUUUCCUCUGAGGAGCGCUUUCAUGUUGAAUUACAUUUUAGUCCAGGAGCCAAAGGAUGUGAAGAAGACAAAAAUUUACCAUCUGGCUAUGGAUAUAGACCAGCUUCAAGGGAGAAUGAAGGCAGGAGAUCUUUUAAAAUUGAUAGUGAUGAUGAGCCACAUACUUCUAAAAAAGAUGAGGUUGAUCGAGCUGUGAUAUUGUUUAAACCUAUGGUAUCAGAGCCAAUUCAUAUACAUAGGAAGUCUCCACUUCCAAGAUCUAGGAAGAUGGCUGCAAAUGAAGUAAAUUAUUCAACUAAAACCUUGAAGACUUUUUCCAGCGUCCAUCAUCUCCAUGGAUAUCAGAAGUUUGUACUUCCAAAAGACAUACAGAGAAAAAGACUAUUCUCUUCAUUUUGUGCAAAGAGCCCCCUGAGUGUGUCUAGCCCAGAGGGUACUGGUACCUGGCUGCAUUACACCAGUGGUGUGGGUACUGGGCGUCGAAGACGCAGAUCAGGGGAACAAAUCACUUCUUCCCCUGUCUCCCCCAAAUCAUUGGCUUUCACAUCCAGUAUUUUUGGCUCAUGGCAACAGGUUGUAUCUGAAAAUGCUAAUUACUUGCGAACACCAAGAACUCUUGUAGAACAGAAGCAGAACCCUACUGUAGGGUCUCACUGUGCGGGCCUGUUUAGCACCUCGGUGCUCGGGGGUUCUUCAAGCGCACCUAACCUACAGGAUUAUGCUCGUACUCAUCGUAAAAAGCUGACCUCUUCUGGCUGCAUAGAUGACGCCACACGCGGUUCUGCUGUUAAAAGGUUUUCUAUCUCAUUUGCUCGACACCCAACCAAUGAACACCUACACCUCUAUAGGUGCUGGUCCGUUUCCUCUGUGGAAUUUCUAGGCUCCAGUGGCUUUGAAUUGUAUUCGAUGGUGCCAUCUAUUUGUCCUCUAGAAACUCUUCACAAUGCCCUGUCUUUAAAGCAGGUGGAUGAAUUUCUUGCUUCCAUUGCUUCUCCAUCAAGUGAAGUUCCACAGAAGACCCCUGAAAUUUCCUCUUCAGCUUCACGUUCCAGUCCAAUAAUAAGAAGAAAAGUAUCUUUAAAUACGUAUACACCUGCAAAGAUCCUCCCAAUGCCAGCAGCUACCAUAAAGAGUACUAAAGCAAGCAGCAAAACAGCUCCCAGCGGACCUUCUAGUAUGGUUGUUCCUAAUACCUCAUCUCGGAAAAAGGGUGUGAGUAGCAAAACAGAAAUGCAUGAACACAAAAAAAACACUGCGAAAAAAAAAUGAAAUCUUCUUAACAGAAGAUGGAACUCAUUAUACUUAUAAAAAAUCACAUGUUCAGUAGAAAGAGACACGUAAUAAACCUUGACUGAAAAGUUCAAAGCAAGUAAUUUGUGUCUCCUUAUACAUCUCUGUAUUAAUUUAAAGAUAUAUGACAUCUAGAGAAUUCUUUGUAUAUAUUCAGGUAAGGCCUUUGUCAUGAUCUGGAAAUGUUUAAAACAAUGUUUAUUAGCAUUUUAUGAGUAGCAAAACUUAUGGUGAUAAAGGUCUGUUGUUCUGAAUGUGAUGUUUACUGUGUGCCUGUGGUAAAGAAGAGGAACAGGAAAGCCCUGACUGCCUGUGCCAGUGUCACACAGUAAUGCUGUUUGCUGAAGAACCUGUGAGGUGGCCUCUGUACACAUUUUCACUUUCACAGGAUCACAUCUGGGCUGCAAAAACCUAUAGUUUGAAAUCUGAUGGCCAUACUGGGGACUUUUAAAAAGCAUAUUUCCAAAGAGAUUUCAUUGACCAUUUAGAUUAGAAACCUUUUUUCCCCAAUUGUUAUGAUUACAUAUAUGCUGCAAUAUUUAAUAACUGGAGUAUUGGCAUAUGGGUUAUUUUUUCAAUCUAUGUUUUGAAUUUUUAUUGUGUAUUAUUUAAAAUAUUACAUAUGCAGCUGGGAUAACUAUACCUUUAUGCACAUAAAUUUGUAUAUUAAUUUGUAGAAAAUAUUUUCUUUAUAUAUUUCCUUACCAUAAGGUGCUUUUGUUCAUCAGGACAAUCUUUCUUCGUAUAUUGACAAGAAAGACAUCUUUAGAGUUUCUUUUUAAGAUAUAGCUGACAAGUUUAUAAAUGUUAGUUAUUUUCAGAGUUCUUUUUAGAUGUAAAAAACUGAGUUCCAGAAUGGAGGUAAUCAAUGUAAGAAGAGUAUCUGAAUUCCAUUGUUAGUAGAUAUUAUGUAUAGCAUCUGUUUUUACCAUUUCCAUUCUUAUCUCUAGCAUGUCAGUUGAUCUCACUAAGAUAACUUAAAGAUUGAGCAUUUGAAAUACAUGCUCAUUUCAAAUGAUUAGAUUUUUGAAGGGAAAUUGAGAUUAUUGCAUUGUGAUUUCAUCUAUGAUGUGAAAAAAUAUUUAUUAUCCUUGGUGCUUACUUUCCCCUGAUGCACAAAUAAUUAUUGUAUAAACCACUUGAAAUGACUUAAACUGUAAACCAAACAGUACAUCCUGAUAAGAAUUGCAUCCAUUGCCAGUUAGGUAACUUAAAUUACUAAAGCUUUAGUUUGAGGCUUAUGUUUAGAAAAAUUAUUGAAUUCUCAUAUGAAUGCAGCUAUUCAAAUCCUUCAGUAGAGACUCUCCUAACCUUAAAUUAUCAUAUAUGAAUUGACUUUAGAAAAUAAGCAUAGUACGUGUUCAUUUUAAAAGGUACCAGAUGCAAAAGUCACAAAUAUAUACAAUUCUAUAAGUUCAUAUAUUUCACAUGAAUGUAAAUGUAUUAUAUGGAGACAUGUCUUGUAAACAGUUGAAUGUACCUAAGCUUUCUGUAUGUGAAAAUGUGGUUAAUGUGCUCAUUGUCAGAGUAAAGAAACUACUUUUAUUUUUUAAGUGGAACUGAAUUAAAAUAUUUUAUUUCUAGAA